This is a messenger RNA of Solanum verrucosum, 783 nucleotides long. RefSeq lists its product as uncharacterized. Lineage: Eukaryota; Viridiplantae; Streptophyta; Magnoliopsida; Solanales; Solanaceae. The transcript is spliced from 2 exons. The record is from RefSeq and is a predicted model, not a curated record. Bases 229 to 543 code for a protein of 104 amino acids.
CGAAAAUAGUAUUUUCAUCUCUCUCCAUCUCAUGCUCUUUACAUCCAGAAAGUGCGAGUACUCUCCGUGUUGUCGCCGGCACCUCUCCUCUCAUUGAGGGAGCUCGACUUUUACAUUGCCGGCGAUUGACGCGAAUUUGCUCCGAUCGAUUCGACGGCUGCUGUCGUUCAUUUCUCUUCUAUUGUGCAAUAAUCGUGACCGGCUGCCAAAGAUUAACUGUUUAAGGUUAUGGCUCUUGACAGCGUAAUAACUUCUCCUCAUAGGAGGUCACAGACACAAACAGCAUUUUCAUCUACUGAUCCAAAGAAGAAUCAAUACUCCCGAAGUAAUGAGCUUGGGAGCUGUUCAACAGUACUUCAGCGCCACCGGUUCCUUCUAACUGCGCUUGGCCUCCUAGCUUUUCUCUGCACUGUCUAUCUUUACUUUGCUGUCACUUUAGGGGCUGGUGACUCCUGUUCUGACUUGACAGGGACUCAAAAAGCAGCAUGUUAUGUGGAGCGCGGGAAAGCACACAUGGGCAAAGGAAAACUUAAGUUCUUUUAGCAAAUUGAUGGCUGCAGGCUAAUAUCUUAGUAUAUGAUAAUUUCUUUUUCUUCUGAGAGGCAGGAAUGCCUAUCCAAAGUGUUUACUUAGGUUCUUUGGGUCUAUUGGGUGAUCAUUAGUUUGAUUGUAUUCUUAAAGAUGUAUAAUUUGGUUAUGGGAAACUGUUUGACAUCCGUAAAUAGGUCUAUCUAUUGGGAUGAACUCAACUGAGGGAUGUUGGUGAGGCUCGGGUGACUGUUA